AUUAUUCAUGGGCAGACAUAACAAAAAAAGAAUUAUUCAUGGGCCCAAACAUACUCAUCCACCAGUUUACUCUUGGAUUUUAAUAUGACAAUUCCUCGACUCAAAAAUAGGCAUCCACAAAAUAUCACUCUUGUUUAUAUUAAUUACAACUAUUUGUCUUAUAUAUUUUCAAAACUAGUAUGAAUAUUCAUGUAAUGUAAAGAAAAUCUUUCUAGAUAUUAGGUUAGACAAAUCUUAAAUUGAGAUAGCAAACAAACCCGCCCUUCUCAUUUGCUAGUUGUGAGCCAACCAGAAGAAAUGAAUAUGAUAUGCAGCAGUAGAUUCUCUCUCUGUCUGUUUCUAUUCACAACCUCCUUUUUCUACGCGCACACAAUAGACACCAUUGAUACUUCCCAAAUAGUGAGCGAUGCCCGUGACGACACCCUCAUCUCAUCAAGCGGAACCUUUGCAUUGGGGUUUUACAGCCCAGAGAACUCCAACAAUCGCUACGUCGGCAUAUGGUACAACAAAAUCAAAGACAAGACGGUGGUGUGGGUCGCCAACAGAGACGAUCCACUCACCGAUAGAUCUGGUACGCUCAGAGUCAUUGAGCCGGGCCGUCUGCUUCUUCUCAAUGCUAAGAAUGCUACUAUUUGGGCAGCUAAUGUAUCAAGCAGCAGCGUGCACACUCCGAUUGCACGUUUACUUGACUCUGGAAACCUCAUUCUCACUGAUGCAAACGAUGACAAGAAUUUCAUCUGGCAGAGCUUCGACUAUCCAACCGACACUCACUUACCAGGGAUGAAGCUUGGUAGGAACUUUGUGAGUGGCCAUGAAGUCUACAUCUCGUCAGCAAAGAGCAACGAUGAUCCGGCAACGGGAGGUUUUACGUAUCACUGUGAUCCUACUGGUUAUCCACAGAACGUGAUCAAAGCAGGUGCUUCCUUCCGGUAUAAAUCAGGGCCGUGGAAUGGUGUCCGCUUCAGCGGCAGCCACAACUUAAUGAAAAACACCCUCUUCACGUUUGGGGUGGUGAUGAACAAGAAUGAGGUUUACUAUUACUACCAGCUCCUCAACGACUCCGUAUAUACGAGGUUGACGCUGAGCGAGAAUGGUGCUGGACAGAGGUGGCGUUGGUCUACUCAAACCCAAAACUGGAUGCUUUAUCUUACUUUUCCAAUAGAUAACUGUGAUAUUUAUAAAGUGUGCGGUGCACAUGGUGUUUGUAGUGCUGCUACUUCGCCCGACUGCUCCUGUUUGAAUAAAUUUAAGCCUAGUAAUCCUCAAGGUUGGGAUGGAGGUGAUUUUUCUGAUGGAUGCAUUCGAAGAACUCCGUUGAACUGCGAAGACGGCGAUGUUUUUCUUAAGUACUCUGGAAUCAAAUUGCCAGACUCGGUGGGUUCCUGGUACAAUGCAAGCAUGAAUCUUGAAGAAUGCAAGGUAGCAUGCGCCAUAAAUUGCUCGUGUACAGCGUAUGCAAGUCUAAAUAUAAGCAACGGUGAAAGUGGAUGUCUACUGUGGUUCGGUGACCUUGUCAACAUGAGACAGCAGAUUACUCCAGGACUAGAUAUCCACAUUAGAAUGGCUAAAUCUGAAUUAGGCUCCGGAAGUAGGAAGCGAGAAAUGCUUACAGUGAUGUUGUCUGUGGGAAUUGGGAUUCUGCUGCUAGGCCUGAGCAUGUUGCUGUAUUACCGGAAACGAAAGAAGCUGAAGCAUCAGCAGCAAGAAACGGACAAACUGAGGAAAUCGGAUGAAACUCACGAGGAGCUAGAGCUACCAAUGUUUGAAUUGUCCACAAUGAGCAAAGCUACUGAUGGAUUUUCACUCAACAAUAAGCUUGGAGAGGGUGGAUUCGGACCAGUUUUUAAGGGACUGCUAGAGGGACAGGAAAUUGCUGUGAAACGACUUUCAACAACUUCCCGUCAAGGAGCACAUGAGUUCAAGAAUGAAGUAAUCUGUAUUGCAAAACUUCAGCAUCGAAAUCUAGUGAAGCUCCUCGGAUGUUGCAUUCAAGGAGAAGAACGAAUGUUGGUUUAUGAAUACAUGACCAACAAAAGCCUCGACAUAAUACUAUUUGAUCAAGUCAAGAAAACGAUACUGGACUGGCCAAGGCGCUUCAACAUUAUUAAUGGUAUUGCUCGGGGGCUUAUGUAUCUCCAUCAAGACUCCCGCCUGCGAGUAAUCCACAGAGACCUCAAAGCCAGCAAUAUAUUACUGGAUUCAGAUAUGAUUCCAAAAAUAUCAGAUUUCGGUCUUGCAAGAACAUUUGGAGGGAAUGAAACUGGGGCUGACACAAGCCGAGUAGUAGGAACAUAUGGAUACAUGUCCCCAGAGUAUGCAGUAGAUGGCAUGUUCUCAGUGAAAUCAGAUGUGUUUAGCUUUGGUGUUCUGGUGCUUGAAAUCAUAAGUGGUAAGAGAAACAGAGGAUUUACUCUGGAGGAUCAUCGUCACAACCUUCUUGGACAUGCAUGGAUGCUUUACAAAGAAGAAAAGUCACUGGAAUUAGUGGAUUCUUGUGUGGAAUAUUCAAGCUACUUAUCACAAGUUGCACGAUCAAUCCAUGUGGGCCUUUUGUGUGUUCAAGAAGAGAGAGAAGAGAGGCCAAACAUGUCUUCAGUGGUACUGAUGCUCAACAAUGAUGGAGUUCUGCCUGAAGCCAAACAUCCUGGUUUCUUCACAGCAAGAGAUAUAAUAAGAACUGAAACUUCGGAUAACUCGAACACUGCAAGUUCCACUAAUACAAUGACCGUUUCGCUGCUAGAGGCUCGUUAAACAAACACAAAUGUAAAUAUAACAGAUUAGUUUAGUAUAAUUACAGAUUGUGUAUACUUCCUUAUAAAUGAGUAAUUCUGCAGACAAUUUUUAGUGCACACCCUGUUGUAGAAAUUGUGAGUUGAAAGAGAAACAGAGAAGUUGCUUGCAAGAAGGGUUAAUAUGUUCUUGCUC
Molecule: messenger RNA, 2925 nt
Organism: Salvia miltiorrhiza (redroot sage)
Lineage: Eukaryota; Viridiplantae; Streptophyta; Magnoliopsida; Lamiales; Lamiaceae
Product: G-type lectin S-receptor-like serine/threonine-protein kinase At4g27290
Exons: 7
Coding region: 298-2751 (817 amino acids)
Biological process (GO): recognition of pollen; protein phosphorylation
Molecular function (GO): protein serine/threonine kinase activity; ATP binding
Source: RefSeq, a predicted model, not a curated record